Trichomonas vaginalis G3 is the source of this 2343-nucleotide messenger RNA. Its product is annotated as notochord cell vacuolation. Gene Ontology annotation, cellular component: HOPS complex; endosome. Gene Ontology annotation, molecular function: protein-macromolecule adaptor activity. Bases 1 to 2343 code for a protein of 780 amino acids. The record is from RefSeq and is a predicted model, not a curated record. The transcript has a single exon. Lineage: Eukaryota; Parabasalia; Trichomonadida; Trichomonadidae. Gene Ontology annotation, biological process: vacuole organization; endosome organization; organelle fusion.
AUGAAUUUUGAGAAUAUUAUUAAUGUUUUUAAUCCAUAUUUGACGUCUUCACUCAUCAAAUAUGCUGUUAGACCAACAACAAUAUGGACUUUACGAAGUGAUUCAACUCUUUUCGUAUUUAAAAGAUCAAAUUUAAAAACCUUCUCAAAAUUCCCAUUUGAUGGCCCAGAUCCUUCACUGGCUAAAAUAUCAGUUGAUGCUUUAGGCGAGAAAUGCGUUAUUUUCUGGGAUAGACCGCCAAUUUUAUUCUUUUCGCUUGCAACUGGUGAAUUUUCGAUUAUACAAGAUAUUAAAACAUCGUUUUAUCCGUCAGCAGCUUGCUGGAUGCCAACAACAAAUGGUAGCAGUGAUAUUCUCUUUGGUUCUAUCACUGGCGAAAUAUUAUCAAUUUCAUCAGACGAAAAUCACGAAGUUAAAUCACUUUAUACAAUGCCAAACGGACAACUAAUCCGAGAACUACACAGUCAUGUAAACGGAGACAUGAAAAUGAUUUUUGUCAAUAUUGAAGAGCAAAUUCUCACUUUUUACGGAACUAGUGAUAUUGAACAAAUAUUCCAGAAAGGGCCAUCAAACAAGGUCAUUGUUUUAUUCGGAACAGAGCAACAGAACCCGAAUUCGAAGAGAAUUAUCUUAGAUACUUACGAGGGCAGUAUUCGACUCUCAGUUCUUCAUAUGCUUGGUGUGAUGUCAUAUGUGGCUCAAAUGGAUGGCAAUAGACUCAUAAAUUACGAUCAAAAAGUUUCAGAAUUUGAUAUUACAAAUGUUGUUGCAAUAGAAACAUGCCAAUGGGGAUUCCUUGUUGUAUUUGAUAAGAAUAUCCUCUUCUUUUACGAAUCGAAGCCUAAAGCUUCACUUCCAAUCUCAAAUGUUCGACAUAUCUCUUGCGACAACAUCGGAUUGGUUCUUUUUACUGAUGAAGAGAUUAUUACCAUCUCAACCAAGUCAUUCCUUCACUACAUUGUCCAUGAUGCGGUCAAACAUAAGUUAUUCGACUACGCUUUGUAUCUUUCUCAAAACGAUUCGAUCAGAUUUUACGUUCUCAAAAAGCAAAUUGAGAAGAUGUUCCCUGAAAAAGUCGGAAAAUACUUAAUUAGUCUUAAAUGGUCAAUUAACGAUAUUGUUAAAGCAGUUGGCCUUGAUUCCACAGCAACUCUCGCUUAUUUAACAGAAUACAUUGUAAAUUUACCAAAAACAAUGAAAAAGCAGAGAUUUGCGAUGAUUAAUUGGGCAUUUCAGCUCCAUUCCAAGUUCUAUCCACAAAUGGAGCAACAGUUCAUCAAAUUCUUGCAGGAUUACGGCCAAGAAAUGCCAAAAGAAGAGAUUUACCACGUUUUGGACGAAAUUAAUUUCCAAAAUGGAAUUAUUGAAUUUGCAAAAGUGAUUAAUGACGAACAGAAGAUCAUUAACCAGAUUAUAGCAUACAAGGACAUUAACGACGUCCUUAAUUACUUAGCUUCCAUUAAUAAUUCCAAAUUAAUUUCAUUAACUCUCCAAAGAUUAAUAGAGACAAGAAAGAAGGAGGUCAUCGACUUCCUUAAUAACAACUACUUGAAGAUAGUUACAGAAGACCAGUUACCACUCGUUUCUUUAGUUCCAGAAACAGCUUCUCAAAUUUUCAAUGAGUUCACAACCGACAAAACCGCCAGAACUAUGAUGAUGAUUUCCAUGUGCAUGAACCAUUUAGACGAUCGCAUUAUACAGCUUCUUUCCCGAUCAAAAACCGAUUUUCCAUUUCUUUACAGAUUUUCAAAUUAUUUCGAGUGCCACCAAGCAGUUUCGAGGAUUCUAAUCAGACUGCAUAAGCCCAAACAGGCUGUAAGAGUGGCAUUGAAGUUCGGAAGCUCAUCAGUUCAUAAUUUCCUCGCAUCAAUUAAAGAUACCGAGACACAAAAGGACGCAUGGACCGAAUACGUCAACAACAUCAAAGGCGAAGAACGAGAUCGCGCAAUCAACCGUUUAAUUGCUACAAAUCUCUUCACUUUUGAAGAAUUAAUUGACGUAAUCGGAGAUGACUCAUUCCUUUACGAAUACGCCGACGAGAUGUUGCAAGCAGUCAAGAAGAUGGAGAAGGAUGCAGAGACAAUUUACUACAGAACUCACUUCCACCAGGUGAGAGCUCCAGAUUUCCCGAUUUCUUACGCUGAAACUUGCCGUUUCUGCUCUUUGCCGCUGCUUGGAACAAAGUUCGUCGCGUUCCCCUGCGGACACGUGAUGCACAAGGAGUGUUUGCACAAAAUGGUCGAUGAAGUAAGGAAACAUCACCCAGAUGACGAAAUUGGCGACAUGGAAUCGUGUCCGAUUUGCGGAAUUAUAAGUGUAGAGACGGUUUUGCAACCAUUCUAG